UAAAAUAUAAAAAAAGUAAAUAUAUGAAAAAAUCAACAGAAAUUCAAUAUAUCUACUAUAUAUAUAAAAAUGAGAUUAAGAUAUACCCAUUGACCCUACUUGACUUCACUCCGGCCUACAAAGAGGGCAAGAUGUUAGGUAACACAAAAUCAACCCAAAUGGUGUGAAGGUUCCUAAAAAGUGUAUAUAUAUAUAUAUAUAUGGAUUUUUACACCUAUUUUAAUUUUAUUUUUGGAAGUGUGAGUUUUGUGCUUUGUGUAUGUCUUUUUUCUCUCUUCUUUUCAUUGAACUUUGUGGGCUUUUAACUUCCUUCCUUCCUUCCUUCUUUGACUCUUAUAAAUUCCUACUUCCAUUUCCAAAAGAAUUACACUUUCAUUUUAAUCUUCUUCAGAAUUAACCCUAACUAUGGAAAUCAACAAAUUCAUCCCUACUCUUCUACUCAUUUGCUUCACAUUUUUCAUGUUAUUUCCAUUUUCACAUGCUGCUCCAACAUUGUUAGAUCAUGAAGGGAAAAUGACUCUCCCUUCAAGUCCUAGGAAGCUCAAGUUCAAUGAAAUGCCAAAUCAGGUGAAAAGCAAUGGAAAUCAAAUGAAUUUGGUACCAUUGAACACUGCACAAUUAACAGGUAAAGAACAUGAGGCAGCUGAAAUGGUAAAUGCAAGAAAAGGGACAAGGCAAGAGUGGGUUGAAGGGAAAGACACUUCUGAAUUCUUCACAAUGGACUACCAUUGGGUUAGACGACGACGUCCCAUACAUAACAAGUCCGUUCGUCCAUAAAAUAACUGUUUCAAACUAGUCAGGAUCGACUUUUUAGUUUGUAUGAAUCUUCAUUAUAGUAUCAUAAUAUAGUAAUUCCCGAUAUCUAAGUAUAAAAAUGUAGUAGGUCUUUGGGAAUACAAUUUUGACGUGUGUUAAGUUUUGUUGUAAUUAAUUAAGAGUUUAAUGAGGAUUAUGUCAUGUUGUACCUUCGUUUAUGGCCGACAUUAAACCCUAAUUUUUGGUAUUAACAAGAAAAAAAGUUUUGAGUUUA
Solanum lycopersicum (tomato) is the source of this 1030-nucleotide messenger RNA. RefSeq lists its product as uncharacterized. The record is from RefSeq and is a predicted model, not a curated record. NCBI's taxonomy places the organism in Eukaryota, Viridiplantae, Streptophyta, Magnoliopsida, Solanales, Solanaceae.